Dendroctonus ponderosae (mountain pine beetle) is the source of this 4663-nucleotide messenger RNA. RefSeq lists its product as uncharacterized. Bases 165 to 2024 code for a protein of 619 amino acids. The transcript has 10 exons. NCBI's taxonomy places the organism in Eukaryota, Metazoa, Arthropoda, Insecta, Coleoptera, Curculionidae. The record is from RefSeq and is a predicted model, not a curated record. Gene Ontology annotation, molecular function: RNA binding.
UUUCACUGACACCUUUUCGGACUCGUAAUUUUAAGGUUAGUCGCAAAUAGCAUCUGCAGCAUCAGAGCUUGUUUACUAGAAGAUUUGUGGUUCCUCGGAUUUAUUUUGCUUUCCCCAUCAAGUUUUCGGGUUCUUAAUUAAGUGUAUUUAUUAUAUUCAAGACCAUGUCGGAACAAUUGAAUGAAGAUUUGUUGAAUGAUGCCACAGAUGAUUAUUUGGAAAUAGGAGAAGCUGAAGAAAGAGCUCUUUUGAAAGAUGAUGAUGAUGGAGAUGUCCUUAGUAUUGCCCCUGAGGACUUGCCUUUGGAAUCAGACCACAGGAAUGAGGCAGAAAAAGAAGGUCCGAGGCAAGAGAAAUUUGUAACCGAGAGACCAAAGAUAACAGCUCCCGACACAUCUGGUAAUAAAACAGCUAAAUUUAGAAUUGGAAAGCAAAACAAUCCUGGAAGAGGGAGAGGUGGACAUUUCUAUCAAAAUCGAGGCCGAGGUAACCAGUUUCUGCAAGGAAGACAAAACAUUCGCGCUGGACCGCAAGGAAGAAACAAAACUGUUUUGAUAAAUCCACGGUUCCAAGGGGUGGUUCAUGUUAAUAAUACCGCGCGGCUAGCAUGGGAUGCACAGCAACAGAUUCCAUCAAAUCCAUGGGCAAAUCGAGCUCCUGCGGCGCAUUUAGGGCCAGCUGCUUCAGUGCAACAAAUGCAACUUAUGCAUCCCCAAUCUCAAAUGCAACAUAUUCAUGCACCUAAUCAGCUUCAGUUUCAACCGCCAAUACAGCAAUUUCCAUAUCAGCCCCAGGUGCCUAAUUUUCAGCAACCCCCUCAAAUACAACAAAUGCAGCAACCGCCAUUUCAAAAUAUAUAUCCUCCAGGACAUCAGAUUCAGUAUCCUCCUUCUAACCAACAAUUUAUGCCUCAACCUUUGCCGCCUGUGAAUAUGCCUCAUGGUCCAAAUGAGCCAAUGUUUGCCCCAUACCCACAAAAUAGCUUUGAAUCUCAAAACUACAAUAUGAGUGCUAAUGCCAAUAUUCAAUUUAUUCCACCAUUUGACAAUGUAGGACAACAACCUUUACAUCAACAAAGUUUCCCUCCUAACGAAAACCUGAUGAAUUCAAAUCGGCGAGUGAUGUUGAACGGAUCGAAUAAUAAUCGUUUCCGCAAAAAUGUUACUUCAAACACUAUGAUGACUACUAAGCGGAAGAUCUCACCGGGAUUACAACCACAGAUUAGGAAGCGUUCGUUGCAACAUCGUUUAGGGAAUAGAGUGCCGCAACCACAAGUCCAGGUAGAAAAAUUCACUGUGAGCACUGAAGAUCGACCUUCAGUUGUGAAAGAAGUCACAGUUACCAAUGUCACCACUGUAAAAAUCGAGGAUGAUGAGGAAACUCGAGAUUUAAGACUGAAGAUCGAGGAGCAAAAGCGUAAACGUGAAGAAAUCUUGAAGUGGAAGGAGCUCAGACGGCUAGCAAAUCUGCAAUCAGUUAAAUCACUGUUUGAACCUCAGCCGCCAAAGCAACAUAUGAUCAAGUCGGUUCAGCAGCGUCAAGGCCAAGUUAAGAACAGAGGAAAUACUCAUCAGCAAAACCAACAGCUCUCAGCUGGGAUGAGAGCGCCCGUUCUACAAUCACUUCAACAAGUGGAUGAAAGAGGACAAACUGUUGUUAAAGGAGCACAAUUUGCAACAUCUGCUCAAGUCUCUUUGGAAGAACCGGAUAUACAACUAGAUGCCCGACACAUAUCGACAUUUCUAGCUGAUAGAAAGGUCUUGUUAAAGGACGAGGCACUCAUGACUACACGGAAAGUGCUGAUUAAAAAUAUCGCUACAAGUACAGGAGAUAAAAAAAUCUAUCAAAUUUGUAAGAAUAUUGGAGAAGUGCAGAAGCUGCACAGGGAUAAAAAUGAUCGUCAUGCAACCAUUACUUUCAAAAGCGUUGCGUCCGCACACGCGUUUUUUAAGAAAUAUCAACGCCAUAUGCUUGAUUUAUCUAUGAUAGAAGUAGUCCUGACUCCCGAGUCAGAUGAACAGUAAUAAGACUUUUAUAGUGUUGUGUAAGAUUUUUUAAUGGAAUUGUCUCGUCUAUUAUAACAAGUAUUUUAUAUUCUAUGAGGAAUAGAUGUAGACCAUUGUAUUUAAUUGAUUAUAUUUAUGUAAAACUAAUUAUAAGUCAUUAUGAGCUUAGUAGUAAGUGUUAAAUGUAAUAUGCAGUUUUACAUAUGGUUUGCUUUCCCAAAACUCGAAUUAUAAUAAAAUGUGAAUUGACAACACUAAGCAGAAAUGAAAAACGGCUAAAAUCAGCAAUCAACGUGUAGUUAUUUCCCAUGUAAAAUAUCUACAUGCAAGAUUUGAAUUCUGGCCGAUACAAAAAAUUCAGUCUCCUUCUGUGGUCACAUUGAUGCAGGGUAUCUUUCACAUUUCUUUUUAUCGUGUUUUUAAUAUUGUGCUAUAUGUAUGUAUUGUCUUCCUCUUUCCACAUUUUAUAAAUUGUGUUUUCCAAAUAGUGACACAGGGACCAAUAGGAUAUUUAGUGACUUAAUUUAUUUUAAAUGAAAAAAAAAUGAAUAGGAGCCAGUCUUUUGGCCACUCUACUUUAAUCAUUUUUCCUUUUUACUUGAGAAAUGGCAAUAAUAUGAAUUAAGUUUUGUAACUGAAACCAGCAUCGAGCUGAAUUUACUACUUUGCCCUUCAAAUUAAUACCAUUUGCGCUAUUUAACAUGCAAAUUGAUCUAAUGUCGGUUCAUCUAAGUGAAUCCUCUCUUAAUAAAGAAGUGCUGUUCUUACAAUAUUAAUCGAUCUUAUCCUAUUAAUAAAGGUGUUGCUUUUUACUGUAAUAUAAGUAAAUUUUGUCGAAUAGUUGCCGAUAAAUGGGAGCAAAAAAUGGGCUGCGGUCUCAACGUAUUAAUCCAAAUAUUUGGUUUUAAUGCGGGAUUAUUGAAAAUUCACAUAAAUUCAAAAUAUCGUGAACAAAAAACUGUAAGACAAUAAUGCUUACAAAAAACAGGUAUUUUGUAAAAAACUAUGUGAACAGCAUGGUGAAAUCAACAAGUAAAUAGAAAAACAAUACAUUACGGUACAAGAGACGAAAGUCGAAGGCUAUUGCGUGAAGUUUUUCUUGAUUCUCGGUGAAAAAUAGUCGGAGAAUGUGGGGGACUAGUGCUUUAAAGCCUAGGAAAGCCCGAUUGUAAAGGAAAAAGUUUUUUGGUGUGGCAGUGGUGUGCGAAUGGAACAAUCCAUCGUCAGCUAUUUACAUAAUCAGCUUUGGAGCUUUUCAGUUAAAAUGGGUAUUUUUGCUCAACUUUAAAGUCACCGUUUUUGAGCAAAAUCGAGUUUCAUUCUUCCCAACAAAUUAUUUGAUUUUGGCUCAUUUGAAUUUCAAACAUGCUUUUUUGAACUGGCCGCAUACGAAAUGCGAUUUCUCAGACGUGCAUGGCGUUUGAAAACUAGCAAUCACAAAAAUAAGCAAGAAACUGUCUUUUUUGAACCAUCAAAAAAUAGUCUGACUAAAAUUUAUAAUUCUUUUGCUUCAGUGAACUUGAGUGUAGUAGAAAUCCUACCCACUAAACUCCACUCAUCUUUCCUGGCUUCGUGCUUGCUAAAGGUGUGGUUUCGUGGUGCGAUCGGCGACUCGGUGCUGCGUUUGGACGCAGUCGCAGUUGCAGUCGGGGCGUGGUUUAGGUGAUGCCUUUAUAGCGUUAAGAGAGCAAUUCGUGAAAUAGUUUUGAGAAAAACCGUUGAAAAGAUGGACGACGUGAAAGUUUAACUUUUAUUUUGUUAGAUGGGUAGGAAAAAGAAGAAUAUUUCCUUAAAAAAACAUGAGACGCACGCUAUAUUUCAAAGUCGUCCAGAAGAAGGCUAUUUCGAUCUUCUUAUAGCUGACUGUUUACAACUAGAUGAGAACAAGUUCAGAUAAUUUUCGCGGUUUAACCCUGAUCAGUUUUGCAGAAAAUCUGAAACCAAUUUCGUAAAAUUUCCGAAAAGUGCUGAAGAAAAGUUGGCUUACCCAUUAAGAUAACGUAACAUUGAAAAAGAAAUAGCAACUUUUACAAAUUUGAAAAGAUUCAAAACGCUGAUGGUUUUCGCAUCAGAGAAGAACUUCUCUGUAUUUCUUCAUAGAAGAGGGAACUGUCGAAUGGCAAAACAAUCAGAUUUCAAGACUCAGCCAGUCAAAAGUUAGCUUCGCAUUUUCGCUAUUUCGUCAAUUAUUACAACUAUUUCGUUUCCACUCCAUCCAUAUAUUGACCAAGCAAGGUCGUACUUGGGUUCCAUACACCAUUAUCUUAAUUUGGAAGUUACAUAUUGUAUUGUUGCUGUCGGUAGUACAUGCUUAAUUAAAAAUGCAGUGAUGACCAUCGAAGGAACUAUUUUAUACCGCUAAUUAUAAAAUAUUGCAGAUAUGGUUGAUUUGUGUAUUGUGAAAAAGUUUUGCAUGGGGUUUUAUACGCUAAGUUCAUGAGAAUUUAUGUAAUUGUAUAUUUGCACACGAGAAAUGUGUUUGGAUGUUAAUUGAUAAGCAAUAGAUAUUAGUAAUUCGAAACAUGCGAGCUAUGCUGAGUUUUAUGCACUGGAUUACUUUAAUUUUACGAUAAUUUGGUUAUAAUUAGAGCGUGUUUAGUUUUUGUGAAAUUGUCCAGUUUGUAUGUUCCGAUGUAGAUACAUUUCUUCAAACUUUC